UGGCGCGUGCUAAAACAAAAGUUAAAAUACAAUCAAGAAGAAGACUUUGUACGGGCUACAAAUCGCUGGCAUUGAUUCAGAAAAGCCAACAAAAGAAAAUCCAGCGAGCUAACCUGACAAAUUAGGAACCAAAACAGCGACUGUCCCACACAGUUGAGUGUUUUGUGCCCAAAAAAAAAAAAAAAAACAAAAAUUAAGAACACAUUUAAAGACUGAAAAACUGGCAUAUUAAAAAUAUACAUCGAUUGUGAUAUUACAAAUUUAGUUAAUUGUGUGUGAUAUUUAAACUAAGUUAAUUCUUCCAAAAAUAUACAACACAUUCAUAAAAAAUGCAGGAUUAUUGGCAUAUACCACGCGCCUCGCUCGUCUCCUCCAACAGCUCAGCAAUGAGCUCGGCGAGUUCGUCGAAAUCCUCGAACAAAUCGAACUCAAAUCCACCAACGCUGGCGCAGCGCAGCAUUGUUUCGGCCAAUUCGAAUGCCACAAGUGCAGCAGUUACAGCUGCUGCGGCGGCAGCAGUGCUGGCUGCUGCCAAGCGAGGAUCACGCUCCUCCCAGGGCUCCAGCGAUAGCAACAAUAGCACAAGGAGCGCCGCUUCUGGUUCACUGCUGCUGACGGCAGCGAAUCUGGAACGCUUUGCGGAGAUCCACAAGAAACAGGAGCGUCAGCACAAAAUGAUGCUAACGGAGCAGCUGCCCAGUGUGCAUGGGAAUAGCACCAGCUCGGCCAACUACAACGCGAAUCUAACAUUGGCCAACAACAAUGGCAACGACAACAAGGAUGCCGUUAUACCCAUCGAUGCUGAUCCCAAUCUGCAGUACGUACGAACCAAAGAUUUGGACACUGUGUCCAUUGCCAGCUCCAUGCACUUCACCAUGGUAAAUGGCGAACCAGGCGGCGCCAAGAAACCCAAACGUGGACUCUGCGAUCGUGGUCGCCAGGUGACCGUGUUGAUUGUCAGCAUGAGCACCAUCUUUCUGCUGCUCAUCAUGGGCAUGGUCUAUGCACUGGAGAUGCGUGCUCGUGACAUGCCCAAAAGCUAACACGUAUAUUUUGGGCGGGAUCCUUCCCAUUUUUUUGGCUUCUUAGUUUAUUAUUUAUUGUAUGGAUUUGCC
This is a messenger RNA of Drosophila grimshawi, 1115 nucleotides long. RefSeq lists its product as uncharacterized. The coding region runs from base 330 to 1043 and encodes 237 amino acids. The transcript has 4 exons. Lineage: Eukaryota; Metazoa; Arthropoda; Insecta; Diptera; Drosophilidae. The record is from RefSeq and is a predicted model, not a curated record.